AAUUACUUCGCCAGCCAUUGUCGGCUUGUUUGUAUGCAAAUUAUAAGCUGAUUAAUUUGCAUGUUACUGUGAAUUCUAAAACAACACCUAGACGCCAAUCAAGCGAUUAAUUAGUUACAAGAUGAAUGGAGAUGUGUCUCAAGGAGAAGGGUCAACAGGAGGGGGAGAUGCCUCAAAACCACUCAAUCUGGCCACCAGUGCUUCAGCAGCAAUACAACAGCUACAGAAUGCUUUGUUAGCUGGACAGUUCCCUAUGGCCACAGGAGCAGCAGCACAAGGUGGAUUGUUGUUACAGGGAGGAUUUGCUCAACCAGCUGUGGUACCAGUUUCUAGUGGGCUAGCAGGGAUACAGUUGUCAGCAGCAGAUCUUCAACAGUUACAACAGCUUCAGCAGACUAUUCAACAACACCAGCUGCAGUUACAACAGGUUCAAACCAGUCAGAACCAGGCGUUACAGACAGCCCAGACAACACAAGCCACUCAUCAAUUCAAUGCCGCACCUACUUUAGCCACCCUGCAGGGUCUGACAGCAGCUAAUUCACCACAGAUUGUUCUGAUUAAUACAUCACAGCUAGGUGGAGCUUCACUACAACCAUUUAUUAUUCAGAAUCAGGGUAUUCCAGUGUUACAGAACUUGACAUUGGCAUCACUUGGACAACAUGCACAACUGGCCCAACAGAUUCAACAACCAGUUUUACAACAAACAACACAGGCUGCUGCCCUCACACAACCAACACCUGCUCCUGUGCUGCAAUCUCAGAAUGUAUCACAACAACUUAAACAACUACAACAACAACAGCAGCAACAACAACAACAAGCAUCAGAAUCUAUCAAGGAACCAGUAGAACUUGAAGAGGAGUCCAUGCAUCUUACUAUACAACCAGAAGAAAACAUUGAUUUAGAAGAAUUAGAACAGUUUGCUAAAACUUUUAAAAGAAGAAGAAUUGAAUUAGGAUUCACCCAAGGUGAUGUGGGUCUAGCUAUGGGAAAGUUAUAUGGCAAUGAUUUCAGUCAGACAACCAUUUCAAGAUUUGAGGCAUUAAAUCUGAGCUUCAAAAAUAUGUGCAAGUUAAAACCAUUAUUACAGAAAUGGUUGAAGGAUGCUGACAUGUUGUCAGCUAGUCCGACCACUCCAGUGUCUGGUGGUAGUACUAUUGGGAACCUUUCCCCUGAAGCCAUAGCUAGAAGGAGGAAGAAGAGAACCAGUAUAGAUACCUCAGUUAGAGUCGCUUUAGAGAAAGCAUUCAUACAACAUCCUAAACCAUCAUCAGAGGAAAUAGCUAAUUUAGCUGAGGAUUUAAAUUUGGAACGAGAAGUUGUCAGAGUGUGGUUUUGUAAUAGACGUCAAAAACAGAAAAGGAUUAACCCUCCUUCAAUGUCAAUGAACGUUACUGUCAAUGCACAACUGAAUUCCCCAACUAAUACCUCUUUGAAUCUUUCUGGUUCCCUGAAUCAUUUAAUGGCUCACUCAUUAUCAGGGAACCAGUCACAGACAAUAGGUCAAACAUUGAACAAACCAACAGUAGUUAACAGUGUUGUUGGGAACCAGUUGUUAAGUAAUACACAGACAAUCUCAACAGGGAUGCAGAACCCUAUAUCUAUAAAUCCAUCAAAGAAAGACAUGCAAGUUACUUCUGUUGACUUUUCUAAUCCUCAGGAAGCUCUCCAUUUUUCACAGGCGAUGCCAUUAGAAUUAAAAUUAACGAACGACAAGACAAAUGUGAAUACGAACAAUUUCUCCUCGCUUGCACAACAAGUUCUUCCACUGGGAUUAACAUUACCGGUCACCUCUCAACCAAAAAUUAUGAAUACUUCCGAUUUUUCUGUUGCACAAAAUGGAACAAAUUCAAAUAACCAGAUAUUCAUAUCUGGGUUACAGAUUCCAACAUCACUGACAAAUAACCAGUCAGAAUUGACUAUAUCAACCUCUUCAUGAAAUGUCAAUAUGAAAAUGUAUACUUAUGAAAUUAAUAUAAAAUUUAUCAGAAUAAUUUGAUAUAUUAGAAUAUGUAAAGAAGUCUUAUAUUAUUUGAUAUGAGGUACUGUGAAUUUAUUUAGUUUUAUAGAUAUCAAUUUUCGUGGAUUGAGAAAAUAGUGGAGUUUCAUGAAUAUUUGAAUUUUGGGAUGUGCAAAAAUAUACAUUAAAAAUUGUACUUUGUUUAACAUUUAUUUUCCUGGUUCAACAUAAACGACGAAAUCAAUGAAAAUUUGGUAUCCAAUGAACAAAAGUUAAUUCACAGUAUUCUUGCUUUUUUUUUUUUUUUUAUCUCUAACAGGUCAAUAUUAUAAUAUUAAAUGUUUAUCAUUAAUGUGAUUUAUAUUAAAUUAUCAUCCCAUGUAUUAAUGAAAUACAAUGUGAUUUCUUGUUCUUGACAUAAUAUAAAAUAUUGUUUUCUUACACUAUAUGUUAUAAAUAAAUGGUUUGAUACAUUAUAAUAAUUCUACACAUGUGUGUACAGUGAGUAAUGAUUAUAGUGGCAAUAAUAUUCUAUGACAGCUUUGGAUCUUUCACCAGAUAACUGGGCUCUAAAAUUAAAAUCAUUUAUAUAUAUGUGAAUGUUACAAAUGAAUUUAAAAAAAAAUUGUUUAUUUUUUUUUAUUUCUUACACAAAUACCUUAUCCAGUUUGGCCUAAUAUUCAAGACAAUGGAUUUAUAUAAUUUAUGCUAAAGGAAACAAGAAAAGUGCUCCUAAACUAAUCCAUUUCUUAAUAACAAAUACAUAAAUCCAUUUUCCUAAAUUUUAGGCAAUGCGACUCUAUUAACUUAGAAGCAAAAUAAAUGCUGACAACAAUCCAAGUUUAUUUGACUCUGAUAGUCAUUGAUAGUAUGGGAAAGAAAUAACAUGUAACCUUUUGAUGUUCAAACUAGAUUUUAACAUCUUCCAGCGAAAUAUCUGAUUGUUCAAAAACUAUUAUAGAAUACCAACAUUUUUAGCUCACCUGGCCCAAAGGGCCAAGUGAGCUUAUGCCAUCACUUGGCGUCCGUCGUCGUCGUAAACUAUUUCAAGAAUCUUCUCCUCUGAAACUACUUGGCCAAAUACUUCCAAACUUUAACUGAAUGUUCCUUAGGGUAUCUAGUUUAUAAGUUGUAUCCUAAGUUUUGAUCCAUCAACAAACAUGGUCGCCAUUGCUAAAAAUAGAACAUAGGGGUCAAAUGCAGUUUUUGGCUUGUAUCUCAAAAACGAAAGCAUUUAGAGCAAAUCUGACAUUGGGUAAUAUGGUUCAUUAGGUCUAAAUUUAUCCGCCCUGAAAUUUUCAGAUGAAUCAAACAACCCAUUGUUGGGUUGCUGCCACUUAAUUGAUAAUUUUAAGGAAAUUUUGCAGUUUUUGGUCAUUAUCUUGAAUAUUAUUAUAGAUAAAGAUAAACUGUAAACAGCAAAAAUGAUCAGCAAAGUAAGAUCUACAACUAAGUUAAAUGACCAAAAUUGUCAAUUGACCCCUUUAGGAGUUAUUGCCCUUUAUAGUCAAUUUUUAACCAUUUUUCGUUAAUCUUAAUUAACUUUUACAAAAAUCUUCUCCUCUGAAACUACCGGGCCAAAUACUUCCAAACUUUAACUGAAUGUUCCUUAGGGUAUCUAGUUUAUAAAUUGUAUCCGAAGUUUUGAUCUAUCUACAGACAUGGUCGCUAUUGCUAACAAU
Messenger RNA from Mytilus trossulus (common blue mussel), 3639 nucleotides. Its product is annotated as POU domain, class 2, transcription factor 2-like. Gene Ontology annotation, molecular function: RNA polymerase II cis-regulatory region sequence-specific DNA binding; DNA-binding transcription factor activity, RNA polymerase II-specific. Bases 122 to 1936 code for a protein of 604 amino acids. Gene Ontology annotation, biological process: regulation of transcription by RNA polymerase II. NCBI's taxonomy places the organism in Eukaryota, Metazoa, Mollusca, Bivalvia, Mytilida, Mytilidae. The transcript is spliced from 8 exons. The record is from RefSeq and is a predicted model, not a curated record.